Oncorhynchus nerka (sockeye salmon) is the source of this 2712-nucleotide messenger RNA. RefSeq names its product cation channel sperm-associated auxiliary subunit delta-like. Gene Ontology annotation, cellular component: sperm principal piece; CatSper complex. Gene Ontology annotation, biological process: sperm capacitation; flagellated sperm motility. NCBI's taxonomy places the organism in Eukaryota, Metazoa, Chordata, Actinopteri, Salmoniformes, Salmonidae. The transcript has 5 exons. The coding region runs from base 1047 to 1670 and encodes 207 amino acids. The record is from RefSeq and is a predicted model, not a curated record.
ACAGGAUAUAUGGCUUCCAGUUUGCAUAAAGUCGUUUGCAUAAAGACGUUCCUUGAUGGCCGUCUUGGUAUCCGCUUGCGGGGAGGAUAUACACAGCUGUGACAAUAACCGAGGAGAGUUCUCUUGGGAGAUAAUAUGGUCUGCAUUUGAUUGUGAGGAAUUAUAGAUCAGGUGAACAAAAGGACUUGAGUUCCUUUAUGUUGUUACAAUUACACCAUGAGUCGUUAGUCAUGAAACAUACACCCUAAGUCCUUCUGCUUACCGGAGAGAUGUUUAUUCCUGUCGGCGCGAUGCACUGAAAAUCCUGUUGUCUGUACUGACUCCGACAGCAUGUCCCAAGCUAGCCAUGUUUCCGUGAAACAGAGUAUGUUACAAUCCCGGAUAUCUCUUUGAAAAGAAACUCUUGCCCUGAUUUCAUCGACUUUGUUAACUAGGGACUGGACAUUAGCGGGUAAUAUACUCGGAUGCGGUGGGUGGUGUGCGCGUAUCUAAGCCUCACUAGAAGACUGCUCCAGCACACUCUCCUCCGAUGGCGUUGUUUUGGGUCGCCCUCUGGAAUCAGUUCAAAUGCCCUGGGAGGUGCAGACAAAGGAUCCGCUUUAGGAAAGUUGUAUUCCUGGUCGUAAUGCUGGUUGUGCUGGUAAGUUGACAUCUCUCUGAUAUCCAUUAGUUGUUCCCGGCUGUAUGUAAUAACACUUAAGGUUUUCUGGGCUAACAAUGUAAGAAGUAAUACAUUAAAAAAACAAAAUACUGCAAAGUUUCCUACGGACUAGAAGCGAAUCUGCCAUCUCUGUCGGCCCCAUCGAGCUUGAGCAGGUGUUGUUCAGAAAGAGCAGGUGUUGUUCAGAAAGAGCCGAGGUAAGAACACAAAUUGUCAAUAAGGAGUUCUAGCUGGUGAAAAUGAGAGUAUGGUGUUUUCUCUGGGUCUGUUCCAGUCCAUGUAAAGGAAGCCUCUCCACCAUCAUAGUAGACCUGAUGGGAAGAGACGUGUCCUGCAAAGACCUCAACCCCCUGGUCAGAAACCCAGCCCUCUAACCGUCGCAAUAAUGUGUAUGAGUUCAUUAACGUGGGGACGUGUUAGCCUUUUCUGUAUAUACCCCAUGGGGACAAGCUAUCUCUCUCCAGUGUGGAGUUACAUACUAUUGUAUUCACUUUUCCCCGUUUUUAGAAAGCUCACAUUCACUGGAUGCCCUCCUGGAAAGCAUGCCGGAAUGUUGAGUUGUUGUUUUUUGCCACAGGAACAUAACCACUUGCACAAAGGGCACGUUCACUCGAGUGCAGCUUCAGGACAACUUCUCUUACGUCAUCCUCAAAAGUAUGUGUUCUUAGUGGAGGAGGUUCUGUUCCGGCCUAGCUCUGCCUCCAGUGACCUGCAUAUCUCCUACUACAGCAUUACACACUACUUCUGCCCCCUGCUGGUCUACCACGGUACCCCCUGGAUACCCUCCAUGGAGCUCUGGAACGGUAAUGAGCUGGUGGAGCAGGCGAGUGGCGACUUUGUGAUGUUUGAGGUGAACGGCAUGCAUAACUACCAGUACCAUCAGUCGGGCCAGGAGGCCAAGUGUGUCUCCCAGCCCAAGAACUGGACCUCUCUGCUGAGCCAGCAGCAAAAUAAACCAAACCCCAACACAGCCCAGACCAGGAAUAUACGUACCGCUACUAUACGCUGACCACUACAUUCAGUGUGCACGGGGCAUUCCUUCCUCGCCCUCUGCCAUCUGGUGUGGCACUGGGCAUCUUCCCGGGCCAUCUUUGUGGUCCUGCUGCUCAUCGGCUUUCUCCUCAGCCAGCGCGCUCACCAUAAAAAAAUAGGAUGGACACACACUUUACACACAAAGCGCAACACAUUCAGAUGUUUUUUUGUUGUCAAACACACGCACUCCCAAUACAUCCCAAAACAGGGGAAAACACACAUGUCCUCUGAGCAGCGUGAAAUAAAUGGGAUGAGCUGUUCAGCAUGAACUCUGUCAGUAACUGAUCCCCGCCUUUUUUUGUCUUGUCUUUGAUUGAUUUAGAAACUGUUUUUUCAGUUUUAGGAACACAGUUAGUUGAUCUGAAAUCUGUUGAUAUUGGAAAUGAUACAUUUGCAUAAAGCUUUUUUAAUGCUGUCCGUGUAUGUUUUGCUUGAUGAACAUGUUUUGAGAAAUAAAGAGCUUAUAGCAAAAUCAUUUCUUCAUAACGGCAGUUUUUGUUUCACACUUCAAUCAGAUGGAAGCUCUGUCGACGCAAGACACUGUAAAUGUAUGGAUAGUUAUUCAUUGUAGCGCUUUUAUGUACACAUACUUCAUUGCGCAUCAGUCCCCUUUAACACGGUGCUGGCACAAGUCAACAGUCUUUAAUGUCACCCGUUGUGUUGACACAAUCCUACGGCUUGUUUCACAAGGUUAAGAAAAACACCAUGGCACGCACCUUUACAGUUGUAAGAAGAUGGCGUAGGUUUAUGUUGCUGUUAAAGGGAUAGCUCACCCACAUUACAAAAUAACACAUUGGUUUCCUUACCCAGUAAAGCAGUCUAUGGUAUAACAGCAAUCUGUGCUUUGGUUUUAUUCCCCCUUGGAAAUGGUUUCCAAAUGCUAAAGGUUUCAGCAUUUGUAGAACAAAUCACAUCCUAGGCCUCGUACCGAUGUUAGCAUUUUUCGACAUGUUCAAAUCACGAGAAAGUAUCUCAAAUUGAUUGUGAAGCUCAACAAAGUCACGUAUACAUGACUUGAA